Oryzias melastigma (Indian medaka) is the source of this 1358-nucleotide messenger RNA. It is a transcript of the gene asf1ba, whose product is annotated as anti-silencing function 1Ba histone chaperone. Gene Ontology annotation, cellular component: nucleus. The transcript has 4 exons. The record is from RefSeq and is a predicted model, not a curated record. Gene Ontology annotation, biological process: DNA replication-dependent chromatin assembly. The coding region runs from base 272 to 865 and encodes 197 amino acids. Gene Ontology annotation, molecular function: histone binding. NCBI's taxonomy places the organism in Eukaryota, Metazoa, Chordata, Actinopteri, Beloniformes, Adrianichthyidae.
CUUACAGCUUGCCGUAGUCGCAGUGAAAGCUGGGUAGGACAGUCAAGCGGCGGGAGAGCGGCAAAAAUAUCCGUAAUUUGUAUUUAACAUUUCCCGUUUUACUUCAGAGUGACAACGUGACCAGCGUAAAACUAAGCGUAUGAAAAAAGUCAAUGUGAGUCAAAACUUUAGUUGUGAAUUUGUUAACAUCCGGCGUUCUUUCUUGGGGCUCCUCGGGGACAGUAGGUUUGGUGUCUUGAUUUGAUUCCACCGUUUUAGCGCCCUAGCAACAAUGGCGAAGGUACAGGUGUUGAAUGUGGCUGUUCUAGAUAACCCGAGUCCCUUUGGAAACCCAUUUCAGUUUGAAAUAACGUUUGAAUGCAUGGAAGACCUCCCCGAGGACCUGGAAUGGAAAAUUAUAUAUGUUGGAUCAGCGGAGAGUGAAGAGUACGAUCAAAUCCUGGAUUCAGUCCUGGUUGGUCCAGUCCCUGCUGGAAGACAUAUGUUUGUGUUUCAGGCUGAUGCUCCGAACACGGCCCUGAUUCCUGAAAGUGAUGCUGUUGGAGUAACAGUAGUGCUAAUUACCUGCACCUACCGUGGCCAAGAGUUUAUCCGCAUUGGUUACUAUGUGAACAAUGAGUACACAGGUCCAGAGCUGCGUGAAAAUCCACCCAUCAAGCCAGACUACACACAGCUCCAGAGAAAUAUUCUAGCAUCGAAUCCACGUGUAACCAGAUUCCACAUAAACUGGGAAGGCUGUACAGAGAAAAUGGAAGAUUCUGAAAAUGUUGAUCCUACGUCAAACUCCAUGCUCCCUCCAUCCUGUCUGCCAGGCAAAGCCCCACCUUUGGGGCACCUACCGGAUAACUCCAUGGAUUGCUUAUAAAUUUGCCUCAGAAGGCGGCAAACUCGAGCACAAGACCUUAUGGCGGAAUGCCCAUGGACAUUUUAGCGUAGAUGAAAGGAUGUAUUCCCUGCCUUACCUCUUCCUAUACUUAUAAAAAAAAAAAUUAGCUCACCUGGGCUUUAGCGAACAUCGUUUUCCAAGGACAUGGUGAACAUGAUUGUGUAUUAAAAAGUAGUUCUUGCCAUGAGUUUGAAAGCAAUAUUAAAGAGUGGAACUGAAACUGCAUGAAAUCUUUCAACUGAGCUUAAACGAAACAAUAUGUUAUUCAUAGAUUUUCUGUUUUUGUUGAAAAGGAUGUACAUUUAAGAGGAAUUUGACUCUGAGAUUACAAUACAUUGAACAAAAAUAUGAUAAUUUGUCACUAUAUUUGUGUUCAAAUUGCACUUAUUGUGUUCAUGUAAAAUUAUAGAGUUCUGGGUGGACUUUUUUUUUUAAGCUAUUAUCUUUCCCAAACAACUUCCCACGCCUUUCC